AUGGACAAUAACGAAGAGCAUGAGUCAACGAUUGGUCAACAUCGACCGACAAAGAAGACAAAACCCAAGGAAGUGGCCAUCUUUGGCAACUACCGAAACUACUAUGGCUAUCGUAUUAGUCAGGAGUUGGAGGAGGAUCCAAGGUUGAAGGCAUUGAAGAAGGAGUGGUUCGAAGGCAAGGAUUGUCUUGACAUUGGCUGCAACAGUGGGUUGAUUACUAUUGCAGUUGCAAAAAAAUUUGGUUGCCGGAGCAUCCUUGGAGUCGACAUUGAUUCAACUCGAAUUGAGGAUGCAUAUUGGAACCUUAGGAAUAUUGUGAGGACAAGUAUGCGUNUUACGCCACACUCAGCUUCGAAUCACAACAAUGGAAAUGUUGUCCUUGAGACAUCAAUGGUGCAUUCAUCCGAGGGCUCUACGAUAUCUGAUGAAGAAUGUCACAUGGAGUCCGAUGCUGAAUCAUCAUGUAGUCCUCAACCUGUUGCUGGCAAUAGUUUACCGGAGAGUGAUGCGCAGUGA
Molecule: messenger RNA, 516 nt
Organism: Ilex paraguariensis (yerba mate)
Lineage: Eukaryota; Viridiplantae; Streptophyta; Magnoliopsida; Aquifoliales; Aquifoliaceae
Source: the annotation of a GenBank genome assembly